Messenger RNA from Nothoprocta perdicaria, 1207 nucleotides. It is a transcript of the gene RNFT1, whose product is annotated as ring finger protein, transmembrane 1. Gene Ontology annotation, molecular function: ubiquitin protein ligase activity. The record is from RefSeq and is a predicted model, not a curated record. Gene Ontology annotation, cellular component: endoplasmic reticulum. Lineage: Eukaryota; Metazoa; Chordata; Aves; Tinamiformes; Tinamidae. The coding region runs from base 44 to 1207 and encodes 387 amino acids. Gene Ontology annotation, biological process: positive regulation of ERAD pathway. The transcript is spliced from 8 exons.
GAGACGAAGUAGUAGGAAUCUGGACCAGAAAAAAUACCUCACCAUGCAACCAAACUGCACUCAUCUUCACAAUAUCCAGGGGAGCAGCGACGAUUCUUCAUCCUCUCAGAAUGCAGCGAGACCGACGGGAGAAAACUCGUGCCAUCUCAGCGGAGACAUUCGCAUACAGUUAAACUCUGCGCCUGGAGAAGCUAGAGAAACCGCAAGUUCCCGGCCGUCGAGGUCGGGCUCCCAAAGUCAUUCRCCUGGCCAUGGCCACGGUGAAGCAGGGGUGCUCAGCGAUCCCACUGCAGACUCGGAGGAACACGGUGGCAGCUCCCUCUCAGAGCUCAGAUACCUGCUCCAGUGGCUCCACAAAAGCCUGCCGUACCUCUUGAUUCUGUGCGGCAAAUUGAUCAUGCAGCACGUGAUUGGCAUUUCUCUUGGAAUUGGGCUGCUAACAACUUUUAUGUAUGCAAACAAAAGCAUAGUAAAUCAGGUUUUUCUAAGAGAACGGUGCUCCAAGUUGCAGUGUGCUUGGUUACUAAUAUACCUGUCUGGAUCAUCUCUCCUCUUGUAUUAUACCUUUCAUUCUCAGUCACUGUAUUACAGCUUAAUAUUUUUAAAGCCUACAGUGGAUUUCAUGAACUUCUGGGAGGUACUUUGGAUUGUGGGAAUCACAGACUUCAUUCUGAAAUUCCUCUUCAUGGGCUUCAAAUGCUUUGUUCUCUUGGUGCCUUCAUUCGUGAUGUCUUUUAAAUGCAAGGGCUACUGGUACAUGCUGUUAGAAGAACUCUGCCAGUAUUACCGUAUGUUUGUCCCCAUACCAGUUUGGUUCCGCUAUCUUAUUGGCUAUGGGGAGCUUGACAGCGUGCUAGGAUGGACCUUUGGGAUAUUGCUGGGACUCCUCUACCUCAUCCUAAAACUUUUGAGCUUUUUUGGACAAUUGAGAAACUUUAAACAGGUUUUACGAAUAUUUUGUACACAACCACACUAUGGAGUGAAUGCUACCAAGAGACAGUGUUCCGAAUCGGAUGAUAUUUGUUCAAUCUGCCAAGCUGAAUUUCAGAAGCCUAUUCUGCUUAUCUGUCAGCACAUAUUUUGUGAAGAAUGCAUCUCUUUAUGGUUUAAUAGAGAAAAAACAUGUCCACUCUGCAGAACUGUUAUUGCAGACCAUGUUAACAAGUGGAAGGAUGGAGCUACUUCUAUGCAUCUACAGAUUUUCUAA